AGGAAGAGUGCCUUAGAACAACAGCAACUCGAGGCGGCGAAGAAAAUGACACUUCUGAAUGAAAGCGGUCCACGGGUUGUGGAUAUAAAUUUUUCCAGCGAUUCAGCAAGUACCUUGGGAGAUGUUGAAGCGAUGGAACUUGCGCAUGAAGAUGCUCCAGUUGUUUGUGCUAACGAAGCAGAACAACAAGAAGAAAGUAUGGCAACUGGUGUAGAAACACAAACAGAAGCAUUCGAUUAUUUAUAUCGAAAAACUGUCGGAUGUGAAGCGCCCGACAAGGACGCUGAAACCCAAACAGAGGCAUUCGAUUAUUUANGAUGGAACUUGCGCAUGAAGAUGCUCCAGUUGUUUGUGCUAACGAAGCAGAACAACAAGAAGAAAGUAUGGCAACUGGUGUAGAAACACAAACAGAAGCAUUCGAUUAUUUAUAUCGAAAAACUGUCGGAUGUGAAGCGCCCGACAAGGACGCUGAAACCCAAACAGAGGCAUUCGAUUAUUUAUAUCGAGAAACUGGCUGUUUAGAAGCGCCCGACAAGGACGCUGAAACCCAGACAAAAGAAUUUGACUAUCUUGUCCUAAAAGUAGCGGCUAUCAAGCACCAGACAGGGAAUUCUUUAAAGGUUACGAGAAGGUGUGUUUUUACACAGGUCUGCCUUCAUACGAAGUACUCUUGGUGACAUUUGAACAUGUUGCUCCUUAUGUCACUCGCCGUACUCAAUCAUUAGACAGACUUCAAGAAUUUGUGCUGGUUUUGAUGAAACUUCGGUUAAAUGUGCCACUUCAGGACUUGGCGUACCGAUUUAACAUAUCUUUGACCACAGCCUCUAGUAUUUUUUCAUCUUGGAUGGUGGUGCUGGAUGCCAAGUUGUCUACUCUUGUUUUUUGGCCUGAAAAAGAACAGUUAUGGAACACAAUGCCAGUUUGUUUUCAGGAUGCUUUCGGAAAGAAAGUCACUGUGGUAAUUGAUUGUUUUAAGCUGUUUAUUGAACGUCCAUCAAACUUACUUGCAAGAGCCCAAAUAUUCUCCUCAUAUAAGCACCACAACACUAUAAAAAUACUCAUUGGUAUUUUCCCUCAAGGAAGCAUAUGUUUUGUGUCAGAAGCCUGGGGAGGCCGCACUUCUGAUAAGUAUUUGACCGAAAAUUGUGAAUUUUUGGAACAUUUAUUACCUGGGGACAUGGUAAUGGCGGACAGAGGAUUCACCAUUGCAGAGAGUGUCGGUUUAAAACAAGCAAAGUUGGUGAUUCCAGCAUUCACGAAAGGAAAAUCCCAGCUCGACCCUGUGGAUGUGGAAAAGAAAAGGGGAAUUGCAAAUGUGCGUAUCCAUGUGGAGCGAGUGAUCGGAUUGUUACGACGCAAGUACACCAUUUUAGAAGGAACACUACCAACUGAUUUCCUUAAUUCUGCAAAUGGAGAGGUUCCAAUGAUUGACCGUAUUCUGAGGGUUUGUGCUGCACUAGUGAAUUUACGCCCUCCUAUAAUACCAUUUGACUAG
This is a messenger RNA of Porites evermanni, 1495 nucleotides long. The record is from the annotation of a GenBank genome assembly. NCBI's taxonomy places the organism in Eukaryota, Metazoa, Cnidaria, Anthozoa, Scleractinia, Poritidae.